UUUGUAGCUUUGUUACUUUAUGAAAGCUUCACUCACGUUGAACACUCCAUAUUACUGCUCCUCUCGCCUUUAUCAAUCAACGGAGAUUUCAAAAACCUGUCUCCGAUUUCACCGUCGUUGAGUAUUUGACGACAAAAGGAAGCUCUUUCAUCUUCUGAGAGUCGGUGGCAGCUUUAUUCGGCGCUUUGAAGCCCUAAAAUACUCGCCGUCAUCCUAUCAGUCACCAGGUGUUCGUCAUUUGUCCUCUUAGAAUCUAGUUGCUUUGAGUUUGCUGCUUUAGCUUUCGUUUUGCUGUUAUAUGGUGAGUUUACUGCUGGUGUUGAAGACCUUUGUCAGAGAAAUUGAAGAAUCAUACUCCAAUGCACAUAAUAAAGGCCAAUGCUGGUGCACUUACCAAUUUUGAAGUACUUGAAUUUUUGAAGGCAAGAGGUGCUUCAAAAGAUUCUUCAAGGGUUAUUGCUCCAGUAUCACAAUCAGAGUACAAGGUUUAUGAUUAUUUGGUAGAGACUCCGGCUUGCUGGCAAUCAAGAGAACAAAUCACUGAAUUUUUUGAAAAGUGUGAGCCGUAUAGACUUGCAAAAGCUGAGAUCCUCAAUAUCAUUAACAUUGUGCCUUAUGAAUUGGUUGAACUUGAGCCGCUUAUAGAGCAACCUGAUCAGCGUUUGGGAGACAGGGUGGAAGAACUACUAGACUUGGUUACAACUGUGUUUCCACGGCCAGAGAAACCAACACCGGAAGAUGGGAUAGAUGAGGAUAAAGAAGAAACUGGCAAUGAGGAACAAAAUGAAGACAAGAACGAAACUUCGGUUGAGACACAGAUUGAUGAAGAGGGAAAAGAAAAUGAAAAUGCUGAUCAGGAGCCAAUGGAGAUAAGUUGAUGCCAAUCUGCUGGUCUUCCUUGGUAGUGUAAUGACUUUUAAAUUCUAAAUUAGAUACUUAGCAUUAUAUAGUUAAAAUGUAAUUUAGCCUUUCUCCAAAUUAGUAUGAUAUAUAUACAUACUAAUGGAUAUAGAUUUAACUAUUUAAGUAACCUGCUUUGUUGUGAAUUUGAGAAUACCUCAACCAAAAAAAUAUAAUUUCAAAUAAAUUCCCUAA
Messenger RNA from Jatropha curcas, 1095 nucleotides. RefSeq lists its product as uncharacterized. The record is from RefSeq and is a predicted model, not a curated record. Lineage: Eukaryota; Viridiplantae; Streptophyta; Magnoliopsida; Malpighiales; Euphorbiaceae. Gene Ontology annotation, cellular component: RNA polymerase III complex. Gene Ontology annotation, molecular function: nucleotide binding. Gene Ontology annotation, biological process: transcription initiation at RNA polymerase III promoter.